AUGGGUUCACUACCACAAGGCUGGAGAAAGCUCAACGUCGGUGUGGUGGGCGGCGGGAUUGGUGGCAUGUCUACUGCAAUUGCGCUCCGUCGCGCCGGCCACGAUGUGACGAUUUACGAGAGAGCUGACUUUGCUGGUGAGGUUGGUGCUUCAGUCUCGUGCGCCGCCAACGGCACCCGCUGGCUGCAUGAAUGGGAUGUCGAUGUGGCCAAGGGCGAUCCCGUGGUGCUGAAGAAGCUCAUCAAUCGUGAUUGGAGGACCGGUGAGCCGGUGAGCGUCUACGACCUGGACGACUAUGAACAGCGCUGGGGCCAUGUCUACAACAUGUUCCAUCGACAGUACAUGCAUCAAAUGCUAAAGGACACAGCCUUACAGCUGGAGGGUGAGGGGACUCCAGCCAAGCUUCUGUGUCAGAGCAUCGAUCUAGAAACUGGGGUCAUCACUUUUGUGAACGGAUCUUCUGCACAGCACGACCUGAUCAUUGGCGCCGACGGUAUUGGGUCAGUCGUUCGCACGAUCAUUGGCAUUCGGCCGGAAAAGAAGGCCUCGGACCAGAGCUGUCUACAUGCCAAUGUUCUGACCGAGGAUGCCGUCAAGGCUGGGCUUGUCGACUAUUCUGCGGAUAGUGCACUCGAGUACUGGGGCGGACAAGAGGGCAAAUGGGACAAGAUUGUGCUCUCACCCUGCAACGGCGGCAAACUGCUUUCUUACUAUUGUUUCUUUCCCCGGACAGUGGGAGACUACACCUCACACACAUGGGGCGGCGCAGAUCGUCCUCUUGAAGAGCUGUUGAAUCCAUACCCGGAACUGGACCCUCAAGUAUUGGCACACCUCAAGAUUGGGAAAGAGAUCCAGCCCUGGCGGCUGUGGGUACACCAACCGUAUCCCUAUAUCCACCGCAGCAUGGUCUGCUUGCUAGGUGACGCCGGUCAUCCUAUGAUGCCACAUCAAAGCCAAGGUGCCUGUAUGGCCAUCGAGGACGCCGCCGCUUUGGGUAUUCUCUUCAACAAAAAGUAUUUCAAUGGAGAUAUUGCAGAAUCUCUCGCCGUCUACGACCAGGUCCGACUACCGAGAGCCACCAGAGUCCAGGCUGCCGCUGCAAAGGCAGCCUACAACAUCAACGAACGAAUCGGCUUUUCGGUCAACAAAGACAUACCCACUUACAAAGUCGAAGAUCAGAAGAAAGUCUUGACUAUUGAGGAAAUGAAUGCGUACGUCGGAGAUCUCCCCCAUCCCUUGUCUUCACAUGGUUCUAACGAAUAUAGUUAUGAUAUGUAUAGGGAUAUUGAGGAGGCACUUGCUGAGCGAAGAGGUGUACCCUUUACAGGGAAAUUCAUCAGAGGGUUACCUAUUGGAUUAGAGCUUCCAAAUGGCGUUAUUAUUGGUGCAUAG
This is a messenger RNA of Capronia epimyces CBS 606.96, 1392 nucleotides long. Its product is annotated as salicylate hydroxylase. The transcript is spliced from 5 exons. The record is from RefSeq and is a predicted model, not a curated record. Lineage: Eukaryota; Fungi; Ascomycota; Eurotiomycetes; Chaetothyriales; Herpotrichiellaceae. Gene Ontology annotation, molecular function: FAD binding; monooxygenase activity. The coding region runs from base 1 to 1392 and encodes 463 amino acids.